GUUAUUAUCGUAAAUAGUAAAUACAUUGUAAAUUAAACAUUACCCUGUAUUCUCUAAUUACUAGUUAUUAAUUAUCUAUAGGUACCUACUGUUAUAUAGUUAUGUUAAGGGGCGGACUGGCCCAGGGUGCUAUAAACCAGGCAGCACCCCGGGCCCCCACUUGUAUUUAUAAUACAGGCCCCGAUUACCAUUUUCGAGCCCUUUCUUAUUUAACUUUUAUUGUAAUGUAAAACUCUUUCCUAAUUUAAAUAAGUUUAAAAAAAAUUUACGGGCCCCUAAUUAAUUUGUCACCCUGGACCAAAAGUAGCCAGUCCGCAUCUGGUUAUGUAUGAUAGAUCGUUUAGUUUAAAUACGAAUUCUACACGUCGCGCGUCGUUCGAAUGAGGAACAAGGUAGCCCCCCCCCCCCCCUCAGAGCUCGCACAGCAAACUCACAUAUAAUUCCACAGUUGUAAGAAAUAUUUAAGGCUUAUACAUAUGUAUAAAUAAUUUGAAAAAUUCGGGCAAGUGUACCUCUCUGAUGUGCUGCAAGUGUCGAGUGGGUCACUAUAAUGAAUGUGUUAAAUUUGAAUUCGGUGAUAUAAAAUCAUAAGUAUACGGAAAUCAUUCUGAACGAAACCGUCUGUCAGCCUAUAGGCUAUAAUAGCUAUAUUAGUAUAUUACUACUAAGUAUUUAUUAAGUAUAUUUUGAGAUAUUAGUGCUAUUUAAGUAUUUUAUUUAUUUUUUAUUACUAUUACUAAUACAUAGGUUAUAGGUAGUAAGUUAAAUUAACGAUCUUCGAAAACAUUGCAUUUGAAAAUAUUAUUGUGUUUAAAAUAUACAAAUAUACCUACCUAAAAAAUUUCAAGUACCCACAAAUAAGUUUUAAAUUACAAUAAAAUAAUAAAAUUAACAUCGUUAUUUUUCGUUUAAAUAUCUAAUUUUGUCCAAACGAACUUCAAAUGUGUGUAAAGAAAAAUUGUGUUAAUAUAUUUUUUAGAUUUUUUUGAUACCUUGAUAUAUAUUUUCAUUCCUUAACUAUAUAAGUUUAAAAUUUUAUAAAUUUCCAACUACAAAAUAAUUUGCAAAUGUUCGUAAUUUUGUCGUCAACAAUUUAGUUCGUAAUGUUGUCGUCAACAAUUUAACAUCAAUUGCUUCAAAGGUGGAAAUCCAUUAAAAUUUCUGGGAGGGCUAACAUUAUUAACAUCAAUGUGAGCGGGAGGGCUUCGAUCCAAUAAAACUAAAAAAAGGGGGCUUGACAGAAAUUUGGGGGCUAAGCCCCCUCAAGCCCCCCACACGAUUUCCGAUGAAUUGUUUAUAAAAAAAAUUGUGCCUAUGUAUGCUUAGUAUUUUUUAAGUUCUUAACAACUUAUGUGAUACCUUGUAUAUAGUUAUAUUAAAUUUUCAAGUUUUUUGAUCAAGCAAAAAAAUAUUUACUAACAAUAAUUUCUCAUGACAUAAAGAGUCAAAAUAUUUUGAAAAUGGUUAUAUUAACAUUUUUUAAGUUAAACCAAAAUAAUAAAAUUAGUUGUACGUAAAAAUUCAUAUUUUCCCUUAAUUGUUUUUGUUCUUCUGGAUGCUUUUGAAAACUACUGGGAAUUAUUUUUACUUUUUACUAUUUUAUUUUUCACGGGGAUUAGAAAGUUUUACCUACCUAUAUUAUGGCAGCGUGUAAUUUUCGGGAAGAUGUUCGUCUAGAACAAUCAAAUUCAAGAAAAUAUUUGUCGGGAAUGCUUUUGUGAUGAGACCUAUAUAAUAUUUACAGGAAAAUUAUUCUAAGGAAUUGAAAAUUUAUGAAAAUAAAAAUCAGGAAAAUAAUACACUAAUUAUUUACACAAUAACAUUUUUUAAGCAUUUAGAUUAAUUCUAUACUAUUGCCUUUUUAUAGUUAUUACCGUAUCAAUAUAAUAAUUAAUAAAAAUAUAUUUGUAUGAUAAUAUAGGCUGGCAAAUCUCCCGCGCUCAGAAUCGUGUUCCGUAUCACAACAAUUUAACAUAUUACAUUACUGAGUACUGUGACCUACUCAAUGACAACUGACAAGUUAGUAGGAACACUCGACUCCUACUGUAUACUGAAUAGCAGAGCAAUAGAGUCAUAGAGCGGUUACCUACAUUGGCUACAUUCCCCCACCACUUUUUGUUCAUUUAUUAUACUAUAAUAUAUACCACAGUCCGCAGGGAGGGGCGGCCGCGUGGAGUCAUCCAAAUUUGGUUUGACAAAAUUGGAGGGAAUAUUGUUAUUUUAUUCAUACAAGUACAGAACAUUUGGAAGAUCCCGCGCGUAUAGUAUAUUAUAAUUAUUACAUCAUAUCUAAAUGAUAAUCCAACAAUAAAGCUAAGCGCUAUUGAUGGAUUUGAUACUUGUAUAUUAUUCAAAAAUGUACAGGACAAAUAUUUGUUUUGCGUAGGUACAUUUAAAUAAAUGCAACCCACCCUCCCUCCAGAUCACCCAGAUCUUUCCUCUAUAUCCUUCCCUGAUUCGAAUAUAUGCGAAGGUCCAUAUUUCGAAUUUUGAUUGCAACUGCGGUUAUGUUAGAUAUUACAACUCAAUAAUAACAAACGUUACACGCAAUGAUGGAUCGGUGUGAGAACUGUGGAGACGAAUAUGAGCGGUUGCUGAGCGAAGAAGAUGACCGGUCGUCGGCAGCCGAGGAUCAUAGUGACGAGCAUCCACUUCAUCUGCGGCAGCGGCCCGUGGAUACCGGUCGGCGCGUCGCCUACGGCUUCGGACACGUGUUCAACGACAUCACCGCAGCAAUUUGGUUUUCUUACACCAUGGUGUUCAUGCAAAACGUGGUUGGCGUGCCCGGAACUACCGCUGGAUUUCUGCUGUUUUUCGGUCAAACUGUUGAUGCAAUAGCAACACCAUUUGUGGGAAUCAUGGUUGACAAAUUCGGAAAAAAGAAAAAUUGGGUGCUUUUAGGCACAGUAAUGGAAGCAAUAAGUUUUCCGUUAAUAUAUUACGUUUGGAAUCUGUCCAUAGUCGUAGCUAUCUUGCUUUAUAUUUGCUCGAUAUUAAUAUUCCAAAUGGCAUGGGCUCUUGUUCAAAUUUCCCACUUGUCGUUGAUACCAGAGCUGACUGAUUUGUCUUUAGAGAGAGGCAAAUUAACUUCAAUAAGAUACGUAUUCACAGUAUCCACGAAUAUUUUAAUGUUCAUCAUCGCUUGGUUAGUGUUCAGAGGUGUACGGAAUAACGGAAAUAUGGGUAGUCUCAUUGGUCCUAACGAUUCAGAAAAAUUUCAAAUGUUAGCGUUAAUUGCUACAACGAUUGGAGUGUUCUCUGCGUUUAUUUUCCACGGGCUAUUGAAAAGCCCACGAAUUACCAAUACAAAGUUGAUGUACAGGCAGAAUCGACAAAUAAAUUUCGAUAAAAUACUUACAUUCUGUAAAAACAUUCAGCUGUAUCAAGUGGCUGUUGUGUUUACGACUUGUAAGCUACUGAUAAAUAUAGCUCUGAUCUAUAUACCACUUUUCAUCAACGAAUCGGCAAUUGACGAAUCUGGUACCAUUGCUAGCAUACCAUUAGUGGCGUAUGUGUCUUCUUUGAUCACAUCUAUAGGCGUGGAAUACGUUAAACCAUGUUUUAAAUCUGAUAAAGUGAUCUUUACAAUCGGUAGUAUAAUAUCGAUUUUUGGAUCAUUAUUGGUAUUUUUCAAUCCUAAUAACGAACUGACUUAUCACUACUUAUGCUUAGCUGCAGUAUGCUUUGGUUCAGGAAGUGCAAUAACUUCAGUGUUAAGCCUUAGUGUCACUGCAAACCUUAUAGGAAAUGAUACAGAUUGUGGAGCUUUCAUAUACAGUUCAGUCACAUUUUCUGAUAAAUUGAUUAAUGGUUUAGUCAUCAUUGGAAUAGAAUUCAUGAAAUGCACAGACUUGGAAAAAUGCUCUCAUUAUUACAGAGAUGUUUUGGCAUUUAGCAGUGGGUCACUUGCACUAAUUGGUUUAUUAGUGUUUUUAACAAUACCAAAAAUACUUAUAAAGGCAACAAAGAGAUCAUCAUCUCAUAUAGUUAUUUGAAAUUAAAUUGUACAAAUAAAAUAUGUUCCUCUACUAUUUUAGGGUUUAGAAAUAUUUUAAUUAUUUUAGUAGUUGAUAAUAACGUAUAAUGUAAAUACACCUAAUAUAUUUUAUUAUAUGUGCAUAUGUUAAUUCUAUAUUUCUUACAAACACUUAAAAGAUAUUACAACU
Metopolophium dirhodum (rose-grain aphid) is the source of this 4166-nucleotide messenger RNA. RefSeq names its product major facilitator superfamily domain-containing protein 12-like. Gene Ontology annotation, biological process: carbohydrate transport. The transcript is spliced from 8 exons. Gene Ontology annotation, molecular function: symporter activity. Gene Ontology annotation, cellular component: membrane. Lineage: Eukaryota; Metazoa; Arthropoda; Insecta; Hemiptera; Aphididae. The record is from RefSeq and is a predicted model, not a curated record. Bases 2550 to 3995 code for a protein of 481 amino acids.